Argentina anserina (silverweed cinquefoil) is the source of this 624-nucleotide messenger RNA. RefSeq lists its product as uncharacterized. The coding region runs from base 1 to 624 and encodes 207 amino acids. Lineage: Eukaryota; Viridiplantae; Streptophyta; Magnoliopsida; Rosales; Rosaceae. The transcript has a single exon. The record is from RefSeq and is a predicted model, not a curated record.
AUGGGUGCUUGCUUGUCUUGCAUACCAAAGCCAGAAGAACCCCAGACCAAUGUGCGCGUGGUUCAUCUCAACGGCUACGUCGAAGAGUUCGAGCAUCCAGUUCAGGUCAGUGAACUCACCGGAAAGCCCCCUAAGCACUUUGUGUGUACACCAACUCAGCUUCUGUCAACUGGCUACAAGCCAUUGAAGCCGGACACUCUUCUUCAGCAAGGCCAAAUCUACUUCUUGCUGCCCUAUUCUGCACUACAGAGUGAUGCUUCUCCCAUGGACUUGGCUGCCGUGGCCCGGAAGUUAACGGCUUUGGGAAGAAGUGGUAGUAAAAGGAGUAAUGAAGGGUUGGGAAGGUCUGGUAGUUCGUCGAGGUCCGGUGAUCAGAUGAGUCCUAUGCAUUGCUCUAGUCCAGUUUGGAGUAACUACUCGUCGUCACCGGGGAGAAGCAGUCCGGGCCGGUUUAUUGAGCCGGAGGGUAGCCCUAGCCGGAUGGAGAUGUAUGGUGCGCAGAGGUCUACAAGAGCAAGGUCAUGGAAGCCACUGUUGGAUACUAUAUCAGAGAGACAGCUGAACCGGAGAACGGAGUCGGAUUUGCAGGAGAAGAAUGUGGAGGCAGCCAAAUAUCUAAAGUGA